This is a messenger RNA of Dendronephthya gigantea, 2134 nucleotides long. Its product is annotated as tripartite motif-containing protein 45-like. The transcript has 2 exons. NCBI's taxonomy places the organism in Eukaryota, Metazoa, Cnidaria, Anthozoa, Malacalcyonacea, Nephtheidae. Gene Ontology annotation, biological process: positive regulation of DNA-templated transcription. Gene Ontology annotation, molecular function: zinc ion binding; ubiquitin-protein transferase activity. The record is from RefSeq and is a predicted model, not a curated record. Bases 86 to 1987 code for a protein of 633 amino acids. Gene Ontology annotation, cellular component: chromatin; nucleoplasm.
AACUCGCUUAGUUUCAGAAUUCUCAUCGUUUUCAAAUGGCUGGCGCUUUGACGGACCCGAUCAAUGAACUUGAAGAAAAUCUACAAUGUACUGUAUGUCUGGAGCCGCUAAAAGACCCGAGAACUCUUCCUUGCUUCCACUCAUUCUGCAAAGAUUGUUUGGAAACGUUGUGAAAACAUGUCGUGACGAAGCACCUCGCGGUCGACCAGUUCGAGAGUUUCCAUGUCCAAAUUGUCGAGAGAUGUUUACACUCGAUCCUGACAAAAAUGUCGCCGACAUGAGACGAAAUCAUUUCAUCUGCAACAUUGUAAAAGCGACAGCCGUACUCAACCGAGAUCGAAGAACUGGCGUUCCGUGUUCACAUAAUUGUAGUCAAAGCUACUCAGUCGCUCGCUGUGUCACUUGUGAGAAAUUCUUAUGUCAAGAAUGUCUGACUAUUCACGACAGUUAUCGAGGACACACUGGCCAUUUUGUUCUGACGAUGGAAGAGUUGUCAAAGCCGGAGAAUCGUAAGAAAAUCAAGGACAAAAUGUAUUGCAAUGAACAUCCGGGCGAGAUAUUGAAAGUUUAUUGUGAAACCUGCGACCAGCUGAUUUGUAAGGACUGCAUGGAUUUUAAACACACAAAGCAAGAUCAUUCAUGUUUUCUUGUUAAAGAUGUCGCUAAUAAAUAUAAGGAACUACUAGCUUCAAAAAAUGAAACAAUGGAUGGCGUUUUAGCUGAGAACAACUCCUGCCUCGAAGAAUUAUCGCAAGCAACACAACAACUUGAUCGUGAUGCUGAGGAUGUCAAAACUAAAAUUAAACAACGAAAACAGUUUAUUUUGAAGAAUGUCGCUGAAGUGUUGCAUGAAAAAGCAGAAAUACUUCUGAACAGAGUAGAAGUUAUUCACACAGAAGCACGAGAAAAAAUUGAUAAACAAAUCUUGGAAAGAAAGCAGUUUGGAGAAAACUUGCAAAAUUCUGUUUAUCUUAGUAAGAAACUGGUCGAACAAGGCACAGAGGAAGAAAUCAUUUCUUCUCAAAAGAUGACUUUGGAUAGCGCAAAUAAUCUUCUCAUAAAGCAACAAAAAGAACAUUAUAAGUUAGUGAUAUCAGUGGUUAAAUUUAACUACUCAAACAGUGACUACAAGAAACCAUUGAACAAAGGAAUCAGGGAACAUCUGAUGAACAGUCUGGGAGAAAUCAAACAUUUGCACGAGGAUGCUGACGCAGGUGAAGCAAAACAUAAAAUAAAAAAAGAAGAUCCUUCCAGCACAACAACCCAAGAAUCUCUGGCAGUGGGUGAAGAUACGACGGAAGAAAGUUUGUUCAACACCAGAAGUGCAGCAGAAGAAUACCUCAUUGACAUUUCUUCGGUGGUAUACAAGAACGUAAACAUUUCUGUAUAUCAAGGAGAUAUUACCAAUGAGUCAGCCGAUGUUAUUGUUAGUCCAGCAGAUAAAGAUCUCACAAAUGAUGGCAAAACAGCAAGAGCCAUCGUAAGAGUUGGUGGGAGAUCAAUUCAAGAUGAAAGUACUGAGAUUAUGAAGAAACGACACAAUAAACCUCUCAAUCCAGGAGAUUUGGUAGUGACAAAAGCAGGAAAUCUUCCAUGCAAAUUUAUCAUUCAUGCUCUGGGCCCAAAAUUGCGUGAAUACCAGUACAAGGAAGACGCAGUAAAAAAAGUAUUGUUCAACACAAUUCUCCGCUGUUUAAAGCUUGCCGAUCAACACGGCGCCACAAGCAUCUCCAUCUCUGCUAUAAGUUGCGGGGGAUCUGGCGUCCCUGUCCCAAUUUGUGCAGAAGUUCUGUUUGAGGCGGCGACAAAUUUUGCAAAGAAUGCCCCCAAAUCCAACAAGCUAAAAAACAUUCGCUUCGUCGACAUCAACAAACGGACUUCAAAAGCCUUCGUGCAAGAAAUGAAGAGAAGAUUUGGUUCUUCUGUCCAAACGAAAUUUCGAAUUGCUGAUAUCGUAUACACAGAAAGUCAAUGUAAAGCAGAAUAACUAAACUAACAAUGUGAAUUUAAAUUUAAACUUGAAUUUAACAAGCAUAUAGAUUCGCGCCAAGAGCUGAAUUUGAAUUACUCCAUAUUUACUUAGUUAUAAAAGUUUGGUAAACAAAUAUAAUAUUGUUUAACAACUUAGGCAAAA